GAUGUUAACAGUAAAGAAAUUGCAAGUCCACAAGAAUCUAACUUCAAAUCGCGAAUGAAAGGAACAUUUAACAUUGGCAAGCAAGAGGUUUUAUUAAAAGAUAUGAAUAAGAAACUUCAAAGAAUGCUGGAAGAAACUUUAACAAAAAAUAUUCAAAUGCAAAAGGUAUGAACAGUGUGUAAUUUAAUCAGUCCAAGUUUUUUUGGAUUUUGAAAAUUGUUUGGGUCUUUCAAGGUACAACCACCCCAGCCCUCCUUGCUUAAAGAAUAUGUUGACUGAUGGAUAAAAUCACGUCAGACGAUAGGUUGGACAUAACAUACAGGAUUGAUGUCACUUCAGCUUGGCUAAUUUCUUGAUGGUCGUGCAACAGUAGACACUUGUCACUGCGCAUUGCGCUGUAGAUCAGUCGGAACACAACCCAAAUUACCAAGCUGGACUUCUAUACUUGUGACCAGCUUUUUGCCUCUGCGGCUUUAUCUACCAUUUGAUCAUUUUCAUUAUGAUAUUCACUUGUGAUUUUUGAGUUUACAUGUUCUUGAAACUAGAUUUGAUAAUAUUUUACACUGGAGAAGUAUAAAGAAUGCUCCACCAUAUCACAUGUUCAAAUUAAUCUGUUGGUUUCAACUAUAUAUAUUUAGGGACUGGUCAUAAUUUAUCAAGGGGUGGGGAGGUGUAAUUCAAAAUUUUAAGGAAUGAUAUUUUGUGACCCUGCUUUGCCAUAACCCGGAAAAAUAAUGCCCCCCCCCCCUCUCUCUCUCUUGCUCCUGUCAGUAAAAAUGUAACUACCUACUACUAAACUCUGCAUUCAAUAAAUUUUUUAAUUGCACUUUAAAUUUUCUAAUUUUCUAGUUGCACUUUAAAUCAAAUACUAAAAUUUAUAAACCAAGACAUAGUCAUACAAUUUUUUUCAAUGCAACUCAAACAAAAUGUGAGAAGGCAUGUAUAAAACAAUUAAUUGAACUAAAACAGCAGACCCCCUCCCCGCCUUCAUAAACUGUCUAAAAUUUUAUGAACCCCCUUUUUCCUGUCUAAAAAAUAUGUGCCCCCCACCACCACUGUUACCACCUCCCUACCCCUCCUGCUAAAUUAUGACCAGUCUCUUAUAUUUAAAAAGUUCAAAUUAAUAACAUGGUAAUGGCAAUACAGGAUGUAUAAAAAAAAAGGUAAUCGAACUUCAGCCCUCUAUUAUACGUGAAUUACUCGGCGUAUGAACAAUUGUUUUUUAUGUAUAUUCGGAAAGAUCAGGCUUUUAGCUAUUGAAUAACAUGUUUUUCUUGCCAAGUGGAGAAAAAAUAAGCAUGUACAGUACGAGGCCGAUUAAAAAUGUUAGUCAAAAUCGCAGAUUUUCACCUCUGUGCCUAAUUAAAACAAUGCAUAACAAAAGAAAAAGCAAGUAAUCACGAACGUGUCUAAGAUUUAUUCCUACUUAAUAAUAAUUAAGAAUAAGUAUGCAGUUUAAUGAAGUGAAAUUCAUCAAUUUAAGUCCUAAAGGGAGUUCAUUUUCAAUGGUUUUAGACCCAACUCUCAACGAUGAAAAUAUGCGAUUCUGACUAACAUUUUUUAUCGGAUUCGUAUUUGCUCAUUUUUUAUCCAUUUGGCAUGAAGAAGAUAUCAUUCAACACCUAAAAGCAUGGUCUUUCCGACUGUGAAAAAAUCACGUUCAUCACCCUGUAUAUUGACUGGUGGAUAAAAUUAUAUAAGGCAGUAGGUUGGCCAUAACGUACGGGAUCGAUGUCACUUCAGCUUGGCUUUUCUUGAUGGUCGUGCAAAAAUAGACACUUGUCACAGACUGCGCAUUGCCCUGUAGAUCAGUCGAAACUAAUUGUUUUGAUGAAAGGAAAUAUUUUCGACAAUUUUCAGAAUGUUUGGACUAACUUUGAGGCAGUUUUUUAAUGUUUUUGAAUUUUGGAAAAAUUUCCUGUGGUCCCCCCUUUGCUAAGCCUGGGGUUGCUGUUGUCCCCCUCCUUUGCAUUUGAUCAAACUUUUCCUGUUUCACUUGUAACCGAAAAACCUACCUUUUGUUUCAUUUUAGGAUAUGGACAUAUUAACAAAAGAGCAAGAGUCAAGCAGGCAAGGACAGUCAUCAAAUGAAUCAGAUAAGACGUAAUGUAAGUUGUGAAGUUAAAUAUACUCGGAGUCUGUUUAUAUGGGACGUGAGGACCAGCUAGCCCUCCUAGGCGGGAUCUUGUGACGAUGACCGGAAAUUAUGCAAAUGUCGUUACAGACUCUUUGACGUUUUCCGAUUUUUUAAUAUGGCCCAAAGAUCUCCCCUGGUAGGGCUCAACUGGAAAUUGUCCAUUAUUAAAGUUUUUAUAAAAGCACCUACAGAAAUGAGGAAAACCAGUUUCUAGGUGCCGUAUCAAACUUUAGCCUUUUCUAAUUUAAUUUCAUAGAUGAUAUAAUCAAUUUAUAAUCAAUUGCAUUUGAAUACAAGGUUCAUCCGGUCGAUCUUUCGUAAAAAUAGGUCACAUGACCACGGCUCGCUGAAAAAGUGAACCCGUCUCAAUAUUAGUGAAAGUGCGAGGUUUCAGGUUUCGAGACGAAAUAUGGAAGAAAUGGCAUUCGACGACAGUGCAAAUUAAGAAUUUUUUAUGGCCUGGAAUAGGUUCAGGGCUAUGCUAGUUUCGUCCCCUCAAUUUUAACCUACAAUUUUUUUCUUUUUGUGAAAUUUAGCCCACAAUUUUUCAUGGAAUUGUUGACAACCAAAUAUUCUUGCAUGACGACUUGACAUUUACAGUACCGUAUAUACUGUUAAUUCGAACCAUGCAUUCAAUUUAAAAUAGAAAAUUUUCUCACGGCAAUCUACUGGCUGUUUCUACUGCAACCUGAAACUUUCCACUUUGAUUAAUAUUUAUAGUAAAUCGUUAAAAUUUCCUAAGCUAUGCAAGCGAGCAUAAAAAAUUAGCAAAUUAAUCUUAAUUAUACCAAAUGAAUGAAGAAUUAACCACAAUCAUUCAAUAAAAGUCUUUGAAAUGGAAAAUAAUUCCAAUAACAUUUUGUCAAUAAUUCAAGUACCA
Messenger RNA from Paramuricea clavata, 3017 nucleotides. Lineage: Eukaryota; Metazoa; Cnidaria; Anthozoa; Malacalcyonacea; Plexauridae. The record is from the annotation of a GenBank genome assembly.